GUGAAUUCCACUCGUGAACACGGUCGUAUUUUUCGCUGUGGAUAUUUUUAAUCAAAUAUCAUAAUGGUUUUAGAUAUGAAACUCAACGAAACGCAACGGGACUUCGUGAUCAAGCAAGAUUACUAUCGAACGGAUCAACAACUCGCAGAGGAUGUUACGAAGCUCAUGGAAUGGAUGUCUAAACAGCCUCACUUGCCAGAAAUAACAGGUAAGACGGGGGGAGGAGGUACGACGAUCUGAAAAAUACCAUUUUUAUCGGUCUUUAUUGAAAAGAAAACGGUUAAGAUGGCGAUUGUUGUAUUCCUAUACAAAGCGAUCCGUUCAUCACGAACCAGUGAUUGGUUUUAAGUGGAGUGGACUUCCGGUUUAUCAGCCAAUCACCCAAUCAUUCUGGAAUCGUUUAAGCUUAUAUUUUAUUAUAAAGCUUUGUCAAUGUCCUACUUUCUAUACUACUCAUAAGUAAUUUAAAUAAGUAAGCACUUUUGAUUUUCAAGUAUGGGGGCUAUUUUAAAUACGUAUCCGAAUGAAUAAAAACAGUUUAAAGUUUAGACCGGAGGAGCAGAGUUCGACCAUGAUUAUUCGAGACAGUAAAAAUAGAUAUACAAAUAAUUGGCAAUUUUUUCCAUAUCUAUUUUUGAUUUGGUCGUUAUGAAAUUAUGAACUCGUUUAAAAGAGAGAAAUUCUAUUUGAAAAUUAAACUUUUUUACCCGUUUAUAGUGUAAGGAACAGAGGUAACAUAUUUAAAAUAGCGUUUGUUAUGUGUUGUUCUGUCGAUAAAAAACCGGGGUAAAACCAAAAACAAAUGGUUGUCUAUAAUUUUACAAGUUUUGGAGGAUAUAUGGUUGAUAUUAUGCUUGAACUCAAAUCACAUAAUAUCGUGCUUAUAUUAUGUGUUAUUAUAGUUACCUAUAUAAAGUAAAAAAAAAAAAAUGUUUUCGGUCGACUUGAAUUCUUACGGGGCAUGUCAUUUAACAAUGUAAAUAAUAUUAUUAUUAUCUGUUUUUAUUUCCUUGUCAGGCAUUACGUAGGCUAUCUGGCUAUACGCGUGGUAAUAUACACGAUUGUGUUCUCUUUCGAAUUACAGUGAAACCUUUGAAUAGCGGACACCCUCGGUCGACAAAUUUUUGUCCGCUAUUCGGAAAUAUCCGUUAUUCAGAGGGGUAAAUUUUUGAAAUUCAUAAAGGAUAAUGCGUAAAAUGAAAACAUUUGCACUAGGUAUGUUAAAUUAAAUUAUAAUGUUGUCAUAAUCUAUAUUUCAUAUGUAAAAGCAUAUUAUAGAUACGUUGAUGACACUUUCAUUUCAUUUAGAGGUUCAAAUAGACAAGCAGAAAAUUUAAUAAACUACUUAAACAAAAUAAAUAAAAACAUUCAAUUUACACUUGAAAUACAAAUAAAUAAUAAAUUCAAUUUCUUAGAUUAUUACAGUUUCCAUAAUAAACAAUCCAUUUUAUUUUAGUAGUUACACGAAAACUACACAAACUGAUGCUAUAAUACCACACGGUUUUAAUCACCCUUAUUCUCGCAACAAGCUCAAUAUUAUCUAUAAUAAUAGCCCAUAGAAAUAAUUUCAAUUUAAAUACUAUUAAAAAAAUGCACAGACGUAUUAAAGAAAAAAUAAUACACAAUUCACCGAAUAAUGUUGUUAACUAUUGUAGUAUGAAAUACCAAAAUAAUAUGUCUAAUGAGUUUACCAAAAUUUUGAACAACGAUACAAAUCAUGUAAAAAUCGUUUUUAAGACUAAUAAUAAUUUAAUCGAACAUUUAAACAAUAGAGCUAAAAUCCCCCUUCUUUUAAAAAUGCUGGUAUAUAUAAACUUAAAUGUAACUGUAAUACAUUUUUUGUAGAUAAAACAAAUAGAAAUUUUAAAAUAAAAUAUAAUGAGCACAUUUCUGAAAUGAAAUUAAAAAAAAAACUCUAUUUAAUUCAAAUUUCGCUACACAUGUUUUAUAAAACAACCAUAAUAUAAGUUUUGAUAUUAAUACAGACUUAAAAAUUUCAAAUACUCAAAAUAACAUUUACAUUUACAGUUUUAGAAGAAUUACACAUACACAAUGAAACACAGAAAAAUAAUGUCUCAUAUCAAUACAUUUUAGAUAAUAAAUAAUAAUCAUAUAAUUUAUAUUUCUUAACAUAUCUAUGUCUAAUAAAAACUAAUUUUAAAUAAUCUCUCUUAUUAAAAUAAAUUAUUUCUAUAUUCUAUGUAAAACGAUCAAUUUGUAUAAUUCUUUCUUUUCUAUGUAUUCUUUCAUUUAAUUUUUUACAUUUUGACUGUGAUAUACUUCCAGACGACGCAUUCAUUCAUUUAUUUAUUUUAUUUGUAUGAAUACACAUUUUUAUUUAUAUAUUUAUUCACUUUAUUUAUAAAUAAACUUCAUUGUAAACCAACACGUUCCUCGUUCCGCUCAGAAUCAAAAAAAAAUCUGUUGAUCGAACUCAAUUUUAACAGCGUAUUUCUUUAAUGAUUAGUAUGCAAAUAAUAAUAUUAUUAUUAUCAUUUCUCAUUUUUGUGAUCAGAUAGUAUAUUAUAAAGUUCUAUCGUGCUAAUAUACGCCCUUGUAUUUCUUUUCUAAUUAAUACAAAAAUCAUAUUUUUUACUUAUUUUUUUUGCAUAAUAAUCGUUUCUUGCGGUUCGUUAAGCCUUAUACUUAAAACUUAAUUCAUUCAAAUUUAUUUACAUUUAUGUUUUACGCAACUAUAUUAUUAUUAUAUGUUAAUACCAAGAAUAUAAUCACAUUCAAUCUAAUUCAUUUAAUUGUAUUCAAUGUAAAUGUAUAAUGAUUUUAUAUUUUUAUCUGUACUUAUUUACUUAUACAAACCUAAUAAGGAAACGUAUAUUGUUUGUUUGCAUGGCAUAAUCAUUAAAAAUUGUCCUAUACAUUUCUGGUAAUAUCGAUUAAAAAAAAAGCUUCAUCAAAAGUCAAAAUAGUUCUCGAAAUGUGUAUAACAUACAAACAGACGUUAGAACCGGAGCCCGGGGUUUGGUAGUUAAAAUUUUUUUUCUAUAACAAUACGAUACAAAUACACACGUUUUAAAACGGUACUAACCUUAACGAGCCUGUACGGGUGUUAAACAUCACUUGCGUUGUAUUAUAAUGUUAAGACUUCAGAUUGAUUUUGGAAAGAUCGCGAAAAGAAUAUCGAAUAGUAAAUAAUGUCAAUACAAAGGAAAUUAAUUUAACGUAAUAUCGUUUUGUGUACUCAACGAACGUCCUGAAAAUACCGAAUAUUAAUGAUAUUAAAUCGUAUGUUCUCACAGACAAGAAAUGGUUAUCGCAUUUUCUCAUCGGAUGCAAGUACAAUUUGCACAGAGCCAAACGGACUAUAGACUCGUAUUUCGUUUCCCGAGCGGAAUAUCCAGAAUUUAUUUGUUCUUUUGACCGGGAACAACUUUUAAAUGAAUCCAAGAAAAGUGGGUAAGUUUUUUGUUUUUCUGAUAUGAUAAACUGCCUCACUAAUAUCAUAACAAAUUAAGUUUUGCUUUUGAAAAAAUAUUAAAUUAGACAUUAUAUAAAAGGAAACAAAUGCAGUUUGGCUUCAAUGAUCGUUCUUUUAUUUCUUUUUAAUGUUGUGUUUUAAAGCACUGAAUUUAAAACUGUUGACAAUUUCUUUUUAUUAUGGAAGUUAAAAACCAUUUAAUUUUUAAUAAAAAACAAAGCUUUUCAAUACUGAAAUAGAUUUUGUAAUCAUAAUUUUUCUUGAGCUACGAGCUCGUAUAUAUAUGUUAAGCGAUUUGAAAACUAUAUAUUUUAUGAACAAUGAGAAAUAUCGCAAUUUUAUCCAUUAAUAUAAGCAAAUUAAUUAAACGAUUCAAAUAAAUCAAUAAUUUUUGUGUGUUAUAUUUAUUAUUACUUCUUUUUUCCAUUCACCUUCAUCUAAACUAUUUGAUGUUUGUUACUUUCGUUCUUAAUUUCCAUUUGCCCGAUCUCCCAUUUCACAUCCACUAGUUGUACUCAUAUCAUUCUAGAACUCAUCCAACAAUCUCUUUUUCGGUUCUUAAUGUAUUACUAAUAAUUAUAUAAUAUCAUGGAAAAAUUAAAUAUGUUUAAUAAUUAAAAAUUGUAUUAUUACUUAUUUAUCUCUACAUGAUUUAUACGGCUUUUAAUACUAUAUACCAAAUACCUAUUAUACUUUUAACAACUUAUAUUUCUCGAAUAUAAAAGGAUACGAAAAUAUGCUUAGGAUGGGUGGGUCACUUUUGUAGGUGAGAAGUUGGAAAGGUAGAAUACAUAGGGGAAUUUUAUGUAAAUCUGCAUGUAACGAUUAGUUUUUGUAAAAAAAAAAAAAAAUUCUGAGUGGAGUUUAGUUAAACAUGUUUUAAAAGGCCGUAAUAUUUAUGAUUUUAAAAUAAAACAUCUCAUACAAUUUCUCGUUUUUCCUACGUUUCUUCUGGCUUUUCUAUUUAUGAAAACCCUGGAGAAAGUCAAAAAAUAAUCUUCUUAAAGUACCACUAUAGACAAAUUUUCACUCAGAAAAAGUUCUAAAUUUGAAAAUCGGCCAAAAUUUCCGGUAAAAAAGUUGUUCACAGAAAAAGUAAAAAAAUAAAAAUAUACAUCAUUGUAAAAUCAAUACAUUCCUCGAUCUGCUCGGAACCUUAUAUCUGAUUUGAAUGAAAAAAAAAAGACGUCCUAGGACAAAAGGGACGGGUGCAGCCCCUGUUUUAGGUGAUUUAAUGUACAAUUUGAUAAAAAUCAUAAAUAUAUUAUAAGGCAUUUCAAAAUAUGUUUUACUGGAGUUGUUUUUCGUUAGCAAUUGCUUAUCGUUGCGUACAGAUUUAAAUUAAAGUUAUUUAAGUUGGAGCAAAAUUGCUGGUAGAAUAGUUGUCCACAGAAAAAAAAAAAUAAACAUUUUUGUAAAGCCAUAAGCUGCUUUGCUCCACUCAAAAUCUAAAAAUGUGGCGUGUUUCAAAAUGGACACACUUUGUUUGUAAUAACAGCUAAUUGGAUGUACAAUUGUAUUAAAAUAUUAUGAUACAAGAAAUGGGUUAUAAUUAAAAAUUGUGUAAUUAAUUUGUUUAUAUUUGUGGUUAAAAUUGCCCGGACAGAAUUAAAUUACCCAUGAUUCCAUAUUACUCGUAACAUGUAUACAUAAAACAUAGAUUACAUAAUGUACUAAUCAAAUAUUUUUAAUUGAGAAUAAAUUAAUUUUUUCGCAAAUUCUUAUUAUUAAUAGCUGAAAAUUAUAUAAUGUUCUAAAAUGUAUGUUGUUAUCUACGAGUUUGAUAAUAGGCCAAUUCACUAAAAUAUUAAAACUAUUAACACAAAGUUGUCCUUGCUAAAUGUAAAUUUAUUAUGUCAUACAUUUUUAAUAAAUCGAACAUAAGAGCUGAACACCAUGCUUGUCUAUUACAGUUUUGUAGUUGUGUACCUUAACGAUAUUUUACCUGUAGAUCGAUUUGUGUCUUUCCAAAACUAACGUCAGAAGCUUGCCGAGUAAUGUGUACCAGAUUAGUCCCGACAUCAAAAGACACAAAAUUGGACUUUUUAUUGUACUUUCAAGUGAUGCUGGGUAACUUGGACUUGCAAAUGAAAGAAGAGCCCAUGCGAGGAGAAAUUAUGUUGCUCGACCUAGAACACCUCAGCUUGAGUCAAUUCAUGUCUAUGCCACCCAGUUUGAUAAAAAAUGCUCUGAAUUUGUGUAUUGUGAGUAUAUUGUUGACUUGUGACUUAUUUAAUCCCCUCGCCAUAUUAUAGUACGGCACGCUGCGCGCAUGGGGCGAAUAGUGAGCUAUAUCUUUUAUUAAUCGAAUAUAAAUUAAACCAUUACACCCUUUGAUAUCUGUAAUUUAUUAGAUCGAUGAAAUUUCUUUUGAUGAUUUUACAGUGAUAACUAGUACCUAUAGUAGGUUUUCAAGGUUUUGAAUCAAAGCAAAUUUUGUAUAACAUUUGUAUACCACUAACCUAUAGUAUAAUCAGUCAUCUUUUUAAAAUGAUGAUCUCUAGUACAGGAGUAUUUUAAACUAAAGAUACUAUUUUAUGUUCAUGUAGAGAAUAUGAGAAAUUUCAAAACCUGCAAACUUAGGGUUGAAUACUGAAGGAAAUAACAUACAUUUAGGAAGUUGUUUUCGAGGUUUUUCGUAGCUAAAAAUUUAACUGUCGUGAUUUGUGAAAUUAUACAUAAAUCAUAAUAAAACCAAUUUUAUUAGCAUUGUAAAUUUUAUUUUAGGUUUAGAACGUAGCAAAGGAUUUAUUGGUUUUACUAUGAUGUAUGCUUUUUAUGUUUUGGUUGUAAACAACUUUUCGAAAAUAAAUAUUGCUCUAAUCUAUAGCGAACCUUUGCUAAAAGAAACUUUUGUAUAGUUGGUGAAAUAAAGGAGUCAUUUUUUGAUUUUCUGUGGGGUUUUAGAAAUAAUUGGAAAAAAAGCUGAAAAAAAAUUAUAGGUAAAACGGCAAAUUAAACGGCGUUACCGAUUUCAUUGGUUUUUUAUUUCUAAAACUUAUGUUUUCCACCAGAAAUAUUUCUCCAAUUGUAAAAUGAAAAGGAUCAUUUUUGUGUCUCUUAAUAUAUUGUCAAUAUCAAAGAAUGCAGUCUUUUGAUAUCUAAAAUAUUUUUCAUCAUGAUUGGGAAAAACCAAAAUUGUCCAUAUCAAAAUAUGUCUUACCGAAGUCGUUUUUCGUUAACAAUAAUUUAUUGUUGCGUACAGAUAUAAAUUAAAUAACUUUAAAAUACGAAAUAACCAUCUCAAUUUUAUACACACAAAAGUGGUUGCAACUGUCCCCAGUAUAAGUUCUUUUUUUAAAUGAGUUUCGUUUUAGGAAAAGAUAACGGUAAAAAUAACGUAUGAAGAUUUUGUUAAAAUUAACUCAUUCGGUACUAAUUAUUUCAGAAAGAUAUAAAAAAAUUGUAUUUUUUUUUGCAGAAUUCGUUUCCAGUAAGCAUAAAGGGUAUCCACUAUGUAAACUCACCAUCGUACAUAGGCCAGAUGAUCUCUUUCUUUAAAAUGUUUUUACCAAACAAAAUUCAAAAAAGAGUAAGUAAAUCGAAAUUGUGGUUACAUAUUGCUACUACUACGAGUUGCCUACAAAGGAUCUUAUAUAAAAUAUAUUCCAUCGGGUGUACUACUUUAAGUAAAUUUUAUAUUUAAUACGAUUUAUUGAGAACUUAUUGGCCGAAUACCAACCUAUAAAUUCAAGCUAUAAACCUAAAAAACUGUAAUUAAAAUGUACUCUAAUAUAAUUACCAAUUAUAAAAACAAACAGCAAAUACACGUAAUUUUUUUUGUAAAUAUUUAAUUGUAUAAUAUGAUUUAUAACGCGUAUUUUUUUUUCUUCGUAGAUAUUCGUCCACGACACGCUGGAAAGUCUUCAUCAAUUCAUUCCGAAAGACGUUCUGCCGGCCCAGUACGGUGGCACCGCCGGAGAUUACGACGACAUUUUAAGUGAGUGCUUACCAGUUGUUAGAAUAUUAUAAAAUUUGGUAUAAUUUAAGACAUUUAUAUGAACGCUGUUAUUUUCAUUAAUUAAUUUUGUAACGGUUUAGAAGAUUGGUUGGAAUAUGGUAUGGCUAACAACGAAUGGUUAAAAAACAGACCGAAAGCCGAUUUGUCUAAAUGGGUUGGCCAACCGAAAAUCGGAGAACUUGGCGUAGAAGGUACAUUCAAAAAACUGGAGAUUGAUUAAAGCGAUGAUAUAUAUUAAUGUUCAUAGUAUUAUAGUACGAUAUAAGUUUAAAAAUAGCGUAAUCAUUUUAAUGGUAAUGUUUUUUUUUUUUACCUUUGUAAUUUUAAAUGUAUAAGUCUAUCCAAUGGGUCACAGGGCGGGGAAAUAUGGGAGAUGGAUCCUCUCAUUGCCUUUUUUUUUUUCCAAGUAAUAUGGAGUUUCUUGUUUUACUGAUAUUUAGAGAUAAUAAUCAAAAAAUAAGUUUUUAGUUUAUAGAAAAUAUCUAAUAAUUUUAUUGAUAAUAAUAUUUUUUAUCUUUGUAAUUUUAAAUUUAUUGGUCUACACUAUGACGUCACGAAUUAAAAUAUGUGAAUAAAAUGAUAAGAAAAGCUGCAUAUGUUAAUUAUGAUAAUUUUUAAAAUAGCAAUACUAGAUUAAAACUAGAUUGAGGGUGCAGAGAUAACAAUCAAAAAAAUAAAUAUAAUCAAAGAACAUUUUUUCGACUUGUUAUUAUUUUUCACAAUAUUUAUAUACAGAUUGCAAACCACGCCCGGUUACAGACCGUGUUUGUAUUUUAUAUAUCUGCAAUAUUUUUAUCGCGGUUUGGGUUAUAUAAUCAGCUGACUUCAUAUAUAAUUGAUGAAAAC
This is a messenger RNA of Cinara cedri, 8243 nucleotides long. The record is from the annotation of a GenBank genome assembly. Lineage: Eukaryota; Metazoa; Arthropoda; Insecta; Hemiptera; Aphididae.